UCAAAACUGAUCACCAACUCUGAGCUCAUUCCAUCAAUGGAGACCACCCUUUUCCUUCUCUGUCUAUUGGCUGCAAUAUCGGCUUAUGCUUUCUGGUUCUAUCUCCUAACUCAGAAGUUAACUGGUCCCAAAGUAUGGCCGCUUGUCGGCAGCCUCCCGGCUCUCUUCAAGAACCGGACGAGAAUGCAUGACUGGAUUGCCAGCAAUCUCAAUGGAGCUGGUGGAUCAGCCACUUACCAAACCUGCACCAUUGCGCUGCCUUUCUUUGCCCACAAACAAGGGUUUUACACAGUCACUUGCCACCCGAAAAACAUGGAGCAUAUUCUUCGAACCCGGUUUGAUAAUUACCCGAAAGGACCCACAUGGCAAAAGGCGUUUCAUGAUCUUUUAGGGCAAGGGAUCUUCAACAGUGAUGGAGAGACGUGGCUGAUACAGAGAAAAACUGCUGCUCUUGAGUUUACAACUCGGACACUGAGACAAGCAAUGGCUCGGUGGGUGAACCGGACGAUCAGGAACCGGUUGUGGGUCAUUCUGGACAAAGCGGCCAAGGAGAAGCAAUCGGUCGAUUUGCAGGACUUGUUGCUUCGUUUGACGUUCGAUAAUAUUUGUGGACUCACUUUUGGAAAAGACCCAGAAACUCUCUCGCCUGAGUUCCCGGAAAAUCCGUUUGCCGUCGCGUUUGACACCGCCACGGAAGCUACUCUGCAGAGACUCCUCUACCCUGGUUUUUUAUGGAGAUUAAAGAAGCUUUUUGAUUUUGGAGGUGAGAAGAGGUUGAGAGAGAGUCUCCUCGUUGUUGAAGAUUAUAUGAACCAAGCAAUCUCAGCACGUAAAAACUCCCCAUCAGAUGAUUUACUCUCACGUUUUAUGAAAAAAAGGGACAUUGACGGCAACGCUUUCCCCACUCCGGUCCUCCAACGCAUCGCUCUGAAUUUCGUUCUCGCGGGCCGGGACACAUCGUCGGUGGCCCUGAGCUGGUUCUUGUGGUUACUCAUGAACCACCCAGAAAUCGAGAAGAAAGUCGUUCACGAAAUUUCAACGGUUCUCAGAGAGACACGUGGAGAGAAUCCCGGGAAAUGGGUGGAGGAGCCACUAACGUUCGACGAAGCCGAUAAGUUGGUGUACCUCAAGGCGGCACUGGCGGAGUCUCUGCGGCUGUACCCGUCGGUACCGCAAGACUUCAAGUACGUCGUGAAUGACGACGUUUUGCCUGACGGCACUCCCGUCCCGGCAGGUUCGACGGUGACGUAUUCGAUUUACUCGGUGGGGAGGAUGAAGGCGAUAUGGGGCGAGGACUGCGCGGAGUUCAGACCGAACCGGUGGUUAUCGACGGAGGGAGACCGGUUCGAACCUCCGAAAGAUGGAUACAAGUUCGUGGCGUUUAAUGCCGGACCGAGAACCUGCUUAGGCAAGGAUCUGGCUUACCUGCAAAUGAAGUCUGUGGCCUCUGCGAUCCUGCUGCGUUACCGGCUAUCUCUGGUACCCGGUCACCGAGUGGAACAGAAGAUGUCUCUGACUUUGUUUAUGAAGAACGGGCUCCGUGUGUACUUGCAGCCUCGCAUUCUUGCAUGAAGAAGAAAAUUGAGCAGUGAAAGCGAGAAGGGUAAAAAGAUAAAUUCGGUGAGUCUAGAGGGUAUUAUUGUCAUUUCAACAGUUUAAGAAGGUUAUGCAAAAGACAAAUUUUAAUUGGUUUCAAUGUUAUUGAUAUACUUGGGUUGGAGGGCAUUGUUGUCAUUUUGGUUAUUUGCUUGUUUGGGUUGGUUUAAUUUUCUUUAGUGUAGUUUCGAAAAAGUGUUUGUUAAU
This is a messenger RNA of Carica papaya (papaya), 1803 nucleotides long. RefSeq names its product cytochrome P450, family 86, subfamily A, polypeptide 1 (gene CYP86A1). NCBI's taxonomy places the organism in Eukaryota, Viridiplantae, Streptophyta, Magnoliopsida, Brassicales, Caricaceae. The record is from RefSeq and is a predicted model, not a curated record. Gene Ontology annotation, molecular function: heme binding; monooxygenase activity; iron ion binding.